ACCACUCCUCUUGCGUCCCGGUUAAGCCUCCUCUCUCAUAUCGAUGCAAGGAGAGGAAACGCACGUUUCAUUUCAUUCGUAAGUAGUCCUCCAGUAACCUCACCAAGAAGGACAUCGACAUUUUUCGUGGAGGACAGAGGACUUAACCCGUGCUUGCCUCGAAAUUCGAUGACGGAAUCACCCAAUGAGCGUAAUCUAUGAAACCCCAAUCAGCCUCAGCCAGCCCGGUUCUUUUUGCGGUGUAUGUGCACCUCGCCUAAACGGGAUUGUAGCCUAUGCGUAAGGAAGAUUAGAAUUGCAUUAUGAACUUGAACACUUUGAUAAAAGUAUGGGGAUCAAUGGCUGGGUGGUCAUCUAUCGGUUUACAAUGAUAUAAAGCGCAUUCCCGCAGCAGCUUGAUCAAUAGCCUAUCAUCUCCUGAAAUCUGCUCUUAGAAUAGGAAUACAAUUGUAUGAUUUGUUAACAGUCUAGCGUAUAUGGUCAGCAUGUGGACGCUCAUUUGUUCUGUCUUGAAAGAGACCCGUUCAUUCCUUGCCACUGGAAGGCACACUGAAACCGCACCAUGGUUCGAUGCUCCUUGAAUAGGCUACUCACCCCUGCAUAGACCUGCUACAGAAGGCUACGGCCCGGUGUUGGAAUUACAAUUGGAUUCAAAGAAAUUCUGGAAAACAAUCCAAUGGACAAUUACUCACAUCUAUAACUGCAGUGUCUGGAGAUGACAACUAAGAGGAAGAUCAUUGGGCGCCUGGUGCCGUGCCGGUGCUUCCGGGGUGAGGAAGAGGUCAUCUCAGUGCUGGACUACUCCCACUGCAGUCUGCAGCAGGUGCCCAAGGAGAUCUUCAGCUUCGAGCGCACGCUGGAGGAGCUCUACCUGGACGCCAACCAGAUCGAUGAGCUGCCCAAGCAACUAUUUAACUGUCAGGCUCUCCGUAAACUGAGCAUACCUGACAAUGACCUGUCAAACCUGCCAACCACCAUAGCCAGCCUUGUAAACCUGAGGGAGUUGGACAUCAGUAAAAACGGUAUUCAAGAGUUCCCAGACAACAUUAAAUGCUGUAAAUGCCUAUCUGUUGUGGAGGCCAGUGUAAAUCCUAUUGCCAAGCUCCCAGAGGGCUUCACCCAGCUCCUCAACCUGACACAGCUCUUCUUAAACGAUGCCUUUCUGGAAUACCUCCCCGCCAACUUUGGGAGACUUUCCAAGUUACGGAUCCUGGAACUGCGAGAGAACCACCUGAAAACGAUGCCAAAGUCAAUACACAGACUGUCACAGCUGGAGCGAUUAGACUUGGGAAGCAAUGAAUUCACUGAACUGCCUGAAGUCCUGGAGCAGAUCCAUAACCUAAAGGAGCUAUGGAUGGACAACAACUCACUGCAGACAAUACCUGGGUGUAUAGGGAAGCUGAGGCAUCUGCGCUACCUGGACCUGGCUAAAAACAGGAUUGAAAGCCUGGACACUGACAUCUCUGGCUGUGAGUCCCUAGAGGACCUCCUGCUCUCCUCCAACAUGCUGCAGCAUCUGCCUGACACCAUAGGAAUGUUGAAAAAACUCACAACAUUAAAAGUGGAUGACAACCAGCUCACCUCACUGCCUAACACCAUUGGAAGUGGACGCGCCAAAUUAGGUUUAUCGCUUUUAGAGGAGUUUGACUGCAGCUGUAAUGAAUUGGAGUCCCUCCCCCCAACCAUUGGCUACCUGCAUAACCUCCGCACGUUUUCUGCUGAUGAGAACUUCCUUGUUGAACUACCCAGGGAGAUUGGGAACUGCAAGAAUGUGACAGUCAUGUCGUUGCGCUCCAAUAAACUGGAGUUUCUACCUGACGAGAUUGGGCAGAUGACCAAGCUACAUGUUCUCAAUUUAAGCGACAAUAGAUUAAAAAACCUUCCGUACACUUUCACAAAACUAAAAGAUCUUGCUGCUCUUUGGCUAUCAGACAAUCAGUCCAAGGCCCUGAUCCCUCUCCAGACCGAGGCCCAUCCAGAGACCAAGCAGAGGGUCCUCACCAACUACAUGUUCCCUCAGCAACCACGACAUGAUGAGGACUACCAGUCAGACAGUGACAGUUUCAACCCCACCUUAUGGGAGGAGCAGCGUCAGCAGAGGAUGACUGUGGCCUUUGAGUUCGAGGAGAAGAAGGAGGAAGAGGACAACUCUGGAAAAGUCAAGGUUGAGAUCAAUCUGAAGCGCUACCCUACACCGUACCCAGAGGAUCUGAAGAACAUGGUGAAGUCAGUGCAGAACAUGGUGGGCAAGAACCAGCAUCCCCUCAGCACUAACUGCUCUGGUACCAAUAUGGAGUCACGAAAACAAGAACAGUAUGAGCCCCCCUGGCCCAUGCCCCCCAAAGAGGUGAUGGAGAGAGAGAUGAAAGAAAGAGAAAGAGAGUUCAACAAGACUCAGAUGACAGAGCAGGGCGUAAUCCACAACUCUGCCAUCGACAUCCCAAAGCGCAAGGACAAGGAGGAUCUGACUGAGAGCUCAGAGAUUUCUUUACAUCGCGUGGUUCCCAAGCUGCCACAGCCAGAGAAUACAUCAUCGGCCGUUACAGCUUCUUCCUGUUUCUGCCUCAUAGAUUCUAUGGGCGGCUCUCCAAAUGACAUCCGUAUCUCUGAUAUGAGGCCCACCCUGGUGGAACCACCCAUGUACAAACCAAAAGUUGUAUUACUGGGGAAAGACAAGAAAGAAUCUAUAGAUGAGUCAGACCCAGACAAGAUGCAUUGCCUGAACAACAGUGGCUCGUCGGCCACCUACUCAGACUACUCUCCGUCCCAGGGUUCUUCUGGCUCCUCCAACCCCCCGGGGAACGGGGCCACCCUGCAGGCUGCUGGGAAGGAUGGAGGAGUGCCUCAACAACACUGGACCAACAGGCUGGCCCAGCAGUUCCCCAAGCCGAUCGAGACCAAGCCCCUACUGAGUCAGAGAGACCCCAGAGAGACCCCUCCCUCCAGCACACUGCAGCAGCGCAGCGAGCGGCGCCCCCUCAGCGACACCUUUGAUCAGUGGAACGACUCCUCCCACUAUGACAACACAGGCUUCGUGUCUGAAGAGGCUCCUCUGGAGACUCCCAGUGGUAGCAGCAGUGGUAACCCCAUGCUGGGCUCCAAGUCCUGCAGCGCCUCCACCUCCCAUGGGGGCCGCCGGCCCCUCAUGAGGCAGGAGCGCAUCGUGGGCAUCCCCCUGGAGCUGCAGGAUGCCCCUCAUCAACACCCCUCCCACCAAUUCCAUAAUGUCCGCAACACGCCCGAAACUGAAGUAUCUCAGCCUCCCCCUACCAACCCGUGGCAGAACUGGACGAGGACGCCCAGUCCCUUCGAGGACCGCACAGCUUUCCCCUCCAAACUGAGCUCCCCAGGCAACAGCCCCAAUCCUGACCGCAACGACUUUGAGCAGGAGAUGCAUCAUGGAGAGCUGCCGGGCACGUUCCCCUCCAGAGGAACGUGGGGUUACCUAGACUCCAGGAACUCUGGGCAGGGGCGCAGCAGCCAGCAGGCCAACAUGUACCAACAUGUCCAAUCCAAGCCCACUAGACCAAGCUCUGGGGCCAUGGUGAUGAGCAAGAGCUCUGAGCGCCUCUCUCCCAUGAUGAAGGAGGUGAAGGCUAAGUUCAAGAAGUCCCAGAGCAUCGAUGAGAUAGACAUGGGCUCCUACAAUGUGUACAGUAUUCCCGUGGACACCUACAGCUCCAGCAUAGAGAAUCAGGGGAGUGUUGACCGUCCAGACAUGCCGGGCCCCAUGGAGCAGAGCAUGUCCCGGAGCCAGUCUGCCCCCAUGCUGGACGAUGAUGAUGCCUACGGAACUAAUAGCCAGCAGCAGAAGCCUUCCAUCCCCAAGAAGGUCUACCACUUCGACCAGAGUUUCAACCCUCAGGGGGCUAUGGAUAUGAGGAAUCAGCAGCAGGAGAGGAGGCCCCCUCCACCCUUCCCCAACACCCCUGAGUACGUCAACCAUCCGGGGAAGACCCUGCCCAAGGAGCUGGUGAGCCCGAGGGGCUACCGGGGUUACCCUCCCACGGACCAGAUGUUCUCCUACUCUCAGCCCUCUGUCAACGAGGAGAACCAGCCGCCCCAGCAGCAGCAACCCUUCCCCAUCCCCAGUCAGCGCUCCCGGCCUGGGUUCCUGAGGCGGGCCGACUCCCUGGUCAGCUCCACAGAGCUGGCCCUGUUCCGCAGGGUUCAGGAGGCCCAGGAGAUGCAGCAGAAGUCGGACCACUAUGGCCGGCAGCACUUCAAAGGCAUGCUGGAGCACCAGAACAGUCUGGCCAGCAUGGCCCAGCAGGACCAACAGUACAACAAGAGGAAUGGCAGGUACGAGGAAGACUACUCCUCCUACCAGGAGCCUAAGAAGCCCAUCAUGGGCUACCCCACUAAGAGCCUGACACAGCGGCGGCCUCUGUCGGCCAGAAGUUACAGCACGGAGACGUUCGGGGCGUCCCAGGCCAGGCCUGUGUCUGCCAGACCCACCAUGGCUGCCCUGUUGGAGAAGAUGCCCCCAGAUUAUAAUCUGAGCACUUGCACUGAGAAUAUAAAGAGCCCCGAUGAGAUGAAAAUGCGCACCAUGCAGCUGCAGCAUAAGCCUGACGAUAUGUCCUCUAAGAUGCCAGUAGACUGGAGGCAACAGCUGCUUAGACAUAUAGAGGCCAAACGAUUAGACCGGAGCGCUGUCCUUAAGCACAACACAGUAAACUUCGGCAUGCUGUGCUCUGGAGGCUAUGCUGCACCGCAUGCCAGCAGAAGCAUGACAAUAAACUUUUACAAUAACAUGAAUAAGCAUGAAAACCAAACAACACAGUGGCUACCUCUACCCAAUACCCCCUCUCAACAGAGCAAUAUAUUAGACAACGGCCAGGAGGUGGUCUCUCCCACUACUCAGUGGGCCCCCUACUCACUGGGCAGGAGAGACGUGCCCCCAGAAAACAUAAUGAAAAAGCUUCCUGACUCUUUGCCUAACGGGUUGAAUUACCCACAGGCAGGCGGCCACCACCCCCACCCCCACCAAUCACAGACCAUGAUCGUGACGUCCACGUCGGCCACACCCCCACACCGCUCAGUGCGGGACCAGCAGUAUGAGGGUGCCAUAAACAAGAUCUCCAUCCAGCAGUACCAGUCUCCUCUGCCCAUGGCCACCACCACACGGCCCCAGAGUGCACGCUGCCUCAUCCAGACCAAAGGCCAGAAGAGCAUGGACGACUUCCAGGAGCAGUUCUGUGUGCGGAUAGAGAAGAAUCCAGGUUUAGGGUUCAGCAUCUCAGGGGGAAUCAGUGGCCAAGGGAACCCCUUCAAGCCUUCUGACAUGGGUACAGCCUGAUGGACCGGCCUCCAACCUGCUACAGCCUGGGGACAAAAUACUGAAGGUAACCGUGUUCUUCAUCACCGCAUCGAUCAUCGUUGUCCUCUGAGUCUGUGAGAGCGCAUCCUCCCUCCUCCACAUUGCCUGUAGAGGCUUUGCAUGUGGCAUUUUGUGCUGGACGUACGUGUGUCUACCAAGUGAGCAUGGUCCUCUGUUUUGACCUCUGUCAAACCUCCAACAUGCUUUACUUGUCCCUAAGUCAGACAAAAGGAAUAGUGGUUAUUGUUUCCUAAUAAAGGCCCAGUGGAUCACAUACAAGUAACUUUACUGAUAUGAUAAGAUUCCUAAUGUGAUGUUUUAGAUGCCUGAAAACGAAGUAGUAACCAGCAAUGUAAUGUGCUGGAUGAAUUGGUUUGUAUCUGAAAUACUAGUGAAGGUCAAAGUACAACCUGGACCGUAUCUACAAAGCGUCUAAGAGUAGAAAAUUGGUUGUGCUGAGAAUAGAGACAUUUUACUCCUACUCUUAUGAGUAAAAAUAAAAGCUAUGCAUGAAGCGUCUUUCAUAAGAGUCCCACUUAGUCGCCAGAUAUUUAGGAGACCUCAUGAGCUGUCCUAACAAGUGAAGGCUAACCAGCAGAUGUCUUGAUAAUGGAAAAGUGCAGCACGGCAGCGAGUCAGUAGUUACUAGCUCUGACUUUGCUAAUGGCUACUUUAUUGAGGAAAAAUGUACUUACUAUGACUGUGAUAUGUGGUUUUCCCACCGAGCUAUCUUCAGAUGACAGCUAUCUUCAGUAUGUUGCUCUGGAUAAGAUGCUAAAUGACUAAAAUCCUAAAUGUUCCUGUGCCACAUGUAAUUGCUUUGGAGUGGUUAAAAGAAGAAAUAUCAAAACAUAUCUGAUCAAUCCAUUAGUAAUCUAGACCUAGACUACAUGCAUCAGUUCCCCCUUGUGCUUUUCACAAUGAUUUCACAUGAUAUUCAAACAUUUACAGUAUAACCACUAGACUAAUAAAUAAACAUUUUUUUUCCUUUCGAUUAUUUAAUUAACCUACAUAAUGUUAUUUCAAGUUAUCCCUUUGGAGCACAAUAUCACAUUGGUAAAAAGAUUCCUAAAUUGACCAUGCCUAUCGUUUGGGCAAUUGAAGGCAACUAGGGCCUAUGUUAGCUUUGAUUGUGUUUGAUGAAAAUGAUAGAACCUGACUUGAUGCCUGCUGUGCCAAAGCGAUAUAGAGUUGUUUAACGGGAGUGACGAGUGUGUUGAUAUAACGGUAGUAUUAUAGAAAUUACACUUUUAACAAUUAUCAUAAUUGGUUAAAAAAAGGUUAUGCAGGCCAACAUAUUAGGCAAUAAUUAAGAAUAGGCAAAGUGAUCGUGUCAGGUGAAAAUUAUUUCAAACGUUUACCAUUUCAUGUAGCCUACAGUCACAUUCAACAUUAUUAGAAGUGUGAUAUAGUUCACAACUGGCGAUGCUUCAUCGCGAUUGGUUAUUCCCAAUCAUUUGCAACAAUAUCAAUGAGCGUCAUCACUAUAUUUCCUUUGCGGCACCUCAAACUCUCAUGAUUACCAGCUGAGUGAAACAUUGUAAAUUGAUUAAAUUACUCCUGGCUCAGAGUUUGUCUGAGCAGCGUCUUAACAUCAUUCUAAAACCUAUUCUGAGCUGGGUUUUUUGUUGUUGUCUUAAACCAAUUUUUAAUAGGAUUCCUAGUAUAUUUUCUGAGAUGCUUUGUGGAUACGGCACCUGAUCUCAACUUUUUUGAUAACCUUGAAAGCCCUGCAGCCAUUUUUUCUCAACUAUUUUCUAUAUCUUUCAACUUUGCACUGUGCAGCAAAGAUUGUAUUGGGUCUUCUCUUCUACUUCAGUAUCAUCAGAUCCCUGAGUCAGAUCCCUGAGUAAACCUUUUAGGAAGAGCAAAAGAGCUCUUCCACCCCAUGUGAUAAGACACAAAUUACACACUGAUGUGGUGUUGUAUUUAGCUUAGGUAGAGGGCUGUUAUUUUAAAGGGAACUCACCAUCACACAUACAGUACAUAGGAUUGACGCUGUCAAAGUAAGUGUUUACCAUAGUGCAGAGAGGGAACUGUACCCCUUGUAGAUUGUCAGAUUCCUGGUCCAUGUGAAGCUACUGUCGAGGCUAGUCAAACGCCUGACAGUGAAGCCUACAUGAACAAGCCAGGCUCUCUGUGCCAAUACAGUUUAAUGGGAUUGGAAUAGUCCCUACAGUUAUUGGCAUGUCUCUUGUAUCUGUGUGGCUUUAAAUGUGUGCUAGUAGAAGCCCUCGCCCCUCGCCCACCCGUAGCCUGCAGAAGCAGGAACCUCUCUUCUCUCUCCACAGAUGCAAGUGUUAGCUGAAGGACAUACCUCUAAAGAUCCACUUCUCUCCUCCUUCUCUCCUUUACAGCAUGACCUCCUCCUCUUCCUGUGUGCAUCUCUCUGCUUUGUCUCUCCUCUUUUCCUUGACAGUGUUGUUUGUUUAUCUCCUCUGAGCUAGGGCUGUUCCCAGUCCUCUCCGUGCCGCCCUGCCCCGCCCCGCCCUGCCACGUCUCACUCACGUCACUCUGUUCACCCUCUGCUUAAUUUUUGCAUUGCAGGCCAAUGGACAUAGUUUUUUACACAUGGAACAUGAAACUGCUGUGUCUCUUCUGAAGAAUUUCCAGAAAACUGUGGACUUAGUAAUCUUGAGGGAGAGCACAAUUUAAAUAUUUUUUAUAACACCAUUGCUUCUCUCCCAAACGGGUUGUGGAAAUGUAUACAACCGGUUUUUAUCUAGGAACAGUGACAUUUGCCGAUUGCUGGACCAAUGGCAAAUACUAGUGCCAAAUGUACUAUAGGAUACAUAUCUUAUAACCUAUCUAUGAAUUUUAUGUAAACAGGAAUUGUAUCUCUUGAGUUGAUGUGAAGGAAAGUCAUUUUUGUCAUUCAGCCUGAGGCAAUUUUCUUAGUUUUUAUUUGGACAUUUUUGUGUAUUUAUAUUGCCUUUUAUUUUGUACCUUUUUCAUUGUAGCUUCUCAUUUUACUCUCAGAGCAUGAAAACACACUAGCUCUUUAGGAAUCUAAUCACCAUAAACACUGCCUCAACUUUGUAUAUGCCGUGGGUAAAUAUUUUCAUUUACAAUAAAGACAUGAACAGUAGCGAGAGGAAUGGUACAGAAAAUACAUGUUUACAAUGUUCUUAAAUUGUUUAAAUGAAAUGAAAAAAAAAAAAAUAUCUACCUUAAUACAGGGCCAAUUUAUCAACAGUUGUUUUUUUUAUUAUUAGAGGUUUUCCCACCGGUUUAUUUCAUUAAUGUAUUAACACUAUAUUGAUUGUUAUACCCAACCAGUCACUACAUUCUAUUAGGUAGAUUUUUGGUAGUUGGUCAAUAAUGUAUAUGUUUGCACAAAUUAGCUACAUUUUAAAAGUAGAAGCAAUAUUCAAUCCCACAUCUGAGAGUAUUUUAGAUUACAAGACUACCCUAGAGGACCAUCUGCUGGCUACAUUAUGUGUUUACACGUAUGUACUGCAAUUGCGCCAAGGAGUAUGUAAUGUCACAUACCCCCAUAUUCAACUCCUAAAGAAUUUUCAUUCCGAAAAGUUGUAACAUUGUUUCUCAUCUGUUUCUGUUUUUUUUUUAAAAGUUAUUUCCCACUGAUUUGAAGUAAUUUUGCUGAGCUUUUCAGCACCACUCUGUAGAACACAAAUUACUUUCGAUGUCUUCAUUUUAAGCUCAGUUUAUUAUGAUAAUGCACUAUUGGAAAAGUAUUCAUGAGAGAAUUAUGUAUAAUUUUUUUUUAACAAUGCUACUGACCAGAAUAGGCAUUUCACUUUGUUCCAUUUCUGGAUGGAUGUUCAUUUUAAGUUCUGAUGGUACAGCAUGCUUUCAUGGUUAUAAUGGCCUUUGGAUAUGUUUUUUGGAUACAUUCUCUGUGUUUUCAAAUUUUGGGAUCUCUCUCAUAAAGAAGUUUCUCUCAUUGCAAACCGGUGAGGUUUACAAAGAGACAUUAUUAUAUUGUGACAUUUGGUGCCAUUUUAUUACAAUCAAGAACAUAUACCUUAUGAGCCCUAACAAUGUUUCAUUACUAUUUUUUGUCAAAUGUAGCAUCAAUUGUGACAUUCUUGAGCAAAACCAAGCACCGAUAACCCUAUGGAGGGACCCUGGUAGAAUUUGUGCCAAGCUAAGCUGGUACGUUGUACUUUAAUAUCCAGUAAAUUACGAGAUAAAAUAUUCAAGAUAUUGUGAGAAAGUUUGAUAAUAUAAUUAUUUUUACUAAAUGUUUUCAGGUUAUUAUUCAGAAUAUAUUGAUAUACCUUAGCUUUGCUCAAAUUGCGAGAUUUUAUAAGGACAAUGAAAAAGUAUGGGUGAAGUACUUAUGACUUGGAGAAUAAAAGCUGUACUAUCAAAUGUAUAAAACCAUAUUUCUACAGUAAUUGUGAAUUUGUGUUAUACAAAUAUAUUAUAUAUAUGAAUAAAAAAAUAGUCAUUUUUGUAUAUGUUUAAAAUACAAUUAAAUAUAAAGUGAAUAUAUGGUACUAUUCUGUCUAAUUGCGGUGUUGAUGUAAAUAAUGGUGACUGAAAACAAAUUGAGAUAAUGUAUUCAUAUAGAUUGUGAAUGUACUCCAAGCUUUUGCAGUAUGAAGAGUAACUGGACUUGAAUGCUGCUUCAUUUUUGUGCAAAAAGUAAUUUUAACUAUUGAAAGAGAAUAAUUCUGUUUAGUUGGACAGAUUUAGUGACAGUUUAUUAUACUAUUUAUUUGCACAUGCAAGUUCAAUCCUUCCAUGCUUUUUAUGUAUUAACACAAAGAUUGGUGAAGUGUGUGUGUGUGUGUGUGUUAUAUAUAUAUAUAUAUAGCACCAGUCAAAAGUUUGGACACACCUACUCAUUCGUGGGUUUUU
Salmo salar (Atlantic salmon) is the source of this 10153-nucleotide messenger RNA. Its product is annotated as leucine-rich repeat-containing protein 7. Gene Ontology annotation, biological process: cell-cell adhesion; neurotransmitter receptor transport, endosome to postsynaptic membrane; receptor clustering. Gene Ontology annotation, cellular component: postsynaptic membrane; postsynaptic density; adherens junction. The record is from RefSeq and is a predicted model, not a curated record. Gene Ontology annotation, molecular function: protein kinase binding. NCBI's taxonomy places the organism in Eukaryota, Metazoa, Chordata, Actinopteri, Salmoniformes, Salmonidae.